Messenger RNA from Ascochyta rabiei, 1260 nucleotides. RefSeq lists its product as uncharacterized. Lineage: Eukaryota; Fungi; Ascomycota; Dothideomycetes; Pleosporales; Didymellaceae. Gene Ontology annotation, molecular function: oxidoreductase activity, acting on paired donors, with incorporation or reduction of molecular oxygen; iron ion binding; heme binding. The transcript has 2 exons. Bases 1 to 1260 code for a protein of 419 amino acids. The record is from RefSeq and is a predicted model, not a curated record.
AUGUACCGAGACAUCUACACGGCUCGUAGUGUUGUCAAGGACCCCAACUUCUAUCAACCGUUUGAGUUUAUUGGGGAGAACAAUGUAUUUGCAACAACAAACGAGAUCGACCAUGCAGCACGAAAAAAAAUCUUAUCUCCGCCGUUCUCUCAUCGAAAUGUCAUGGCCAGAUUCGAACUUAUCCUCGAGAGAACUGAUGUCAUGAUUGAUCGAAUCAUUCGACGAGCAUAUAACUCUACCUCUAGAACUGCAGAUGUUUAUGAGCCGCUUGGCAUCUGGAGUGUUGAAGUCAUAUGCAAGUUCAUGUUCAACUGUGGCAUGUCGCCUGACGAGCACGAAUUUUCCACCAUGUUAAAGGCAAUGGAGGGGAGCCCGCCAACAUUCUUUAUUGACAGAGCAUUUCCAUGGCUCAGGCGCCUUAAGCUUGAAGCUAGUCUCCCGGGUCCCAUCGGACACGCUUAUCGGUCCUCUGCACAGUGGCAUAAGGAAACAGCGAGGCUACUCGCAGAGUUCCAGAAAAGAGACCUGAGCACCGAGGAAAAACUGGGUUUUGUGGGCGGUCAUGUCUUCUUAACGCCACACAAGACUUUAGGACGCACUCUUACCUUUAACGAAGCCGUAGGAGAAGCCAUGGGCUUGGCGUUGGCUGGAAGCUCAGUUACCCAGCACACGUUGACGUAUCUCCUGUACGAGCUGGCCAAACCAGAGGGUCAAGCCAUUCAAGAGAAACUGCGGAGAGAGGUUCAGGAGGUUGGGGAUGAGGGUCCGGCGAUCAUGGAUCUUCGCUACCUGGCUGCUGUCAUCAAAGAAACGCACAGAGUGCAUCCGGCGAUUAUGUCGACCCUGCCCCGCAUCCUAACGCACCCCCUUGCUGUCCAGGACACUGAUAUCACACUCCCCCCAGGCACCAUUGUUGGAAUGCAGAACUUCGUACACCACAGAGAUCCAGUACUUUUCCCCGAACCCGACAGCUUUAUCCCAGAGCGCUGGUUGGAAGGACAUGCACUGAAUCAAGGUGUCACGUUGAAGGACAUGGAUGAAGCGCUCACGCCAUACAGUUUGGGACCAAGGGUUUGUUUGGGCCAGACAUUGGCCAAGAUCCAACUUCCGCUUUCAGUGACUAGACUUCUAAAGCGAGUCAAGUUCACUCUAAGUAAUGAGAUGACUGAGGAUGAUAUGUUCGGGCAGGACUCAUGGGCUGUGAAGAUUAAGGGAGGGAAGCUACUUUUACAGAUCCAGGUCUUAGAAAAGCAGAAAUAA